GCCGCGCUCGUGGGAGACGCUAUCGCAAGAUGGCGUCGGCGAGGCCGCGGGAUGCGGAGUGAGCGCGCCCCGCCGGGGGCUCUGCGAGGCUGCUGCGCUCCCCCACGCCGCCGCCACCGCCGCCGCCGCCGCCAGCGCGGCGCCGCCUCCCUGCCUGCCAUUGCGCCGCGGCCAAGCCUCCCCGCCUCGCAGCGGCUCCCUGCGUCCCGGCCUGCAGCCUCUCCGGGCGCCGGCUCCGCCGCCACGCCCCUCAGGCACCGCACUCGGUGCGAGGUGUGAGUGCGUCGGGUCGAUGCGGUGAUCUCCGGCCCGCCUGGGAGCAGCGCGUGGAUUGGCGGGCGGCGGCGAGCGCCUUUACAAUGGCCCUGACCCUGUUUGAAUGCUCUGUUGGAGAUCUGGUUCAGGGGACUUAGAGUGAAGAUCAGAUAGACUUCUGUGAUAGUGCUGGCAACGGUGAUACUUCCCAUUGCACUCAGAACAUGUGAAAACAGAUACAGAUGAAUAUAGACCUCCUGUUUGGAAAUCUUACUUGUACCAGCUGCAACAGGAAGCCCCUCAUCCUCGAAGAAUUACCUGUACAUGUGAGAGUGGACAGUGAGAGAGAGAGACAGAGAGAAAGGUCUUCCUUUUCCGUUGGUUCACCCCCGAAUGGCCGCUGUGGCCGGCACACCGCGGCCGGCACACCGCGGCUGGCGCACCGCGCUGAGCUGAAGGUAGAAAACAGACCAAAGUAUUAUGGAAGAGAAUUCCAUGGCAUGAUUUCCAGAGAAGCAGCUGACCAGCUCUUGAGCGUGGCCGAGGGGAGUUACCUCAUUCGGGAGAGCCAGCGGCAGCCAGGAACCUACACUUUGGCUUUAAGAUUUGGAAGUCAAACCAGAAACUUCAGGCUCUACUACGAUGGAAAGCACUUUGUUGGGGAGAAACGCUUUGAGUCCAUCCACGAUCUGGUGACUGAUGGCUUGAUUACUCUCUAUAUUGAAACCAAGGCAGCAGAAUACAUUGCCAAGAUGACGAUAAACCCAAUUUAUGAGCACAUAGGAUACACAACCUUAAACAGAGAGCCAGCAUACAAAAAACAUAUGGCAGUCCUGAAAGAGACACAGGAUGAGAAAGAUUCUACAGGCCAGGAUGGGGUAUCAGAGAAAAGGUUGACAUCACUUGUUAGAAGAGCAACUCUGAAAGAAAAUGAACAAAUUCCAAAAUAUGAAAAGGUUCACAAUUUCAAGGUCCAUACAUUCCGAGGGCCACACUGGUGUGAAUACUGUGCCAAUUUCAUGUGGGGUCUCAUUGCUCAGGGAGUGAAAUGUGCAGAUUGUGGUUUGAAUGUUCAUAAGCAGUGUUCCAAGAUGGUCCCCAAUGACUGUAAGCCAGACUUGAAGCACGUGAAGAAAGUGUACAGCUGUGACCUGACAACGCUCGUGAAAGCACACAUCACCACGCGGCCAAUGGUGGUGGACAUGUGCAUCAGGGAGAUCGAAGCCAGAGGUCUUAAUUCUGAAGGACUGUACCGAGUGUCAGGAUUUAGUGACCUAAUUGAAGAUGUCAAGAUGGCUUUUGACCGAGAUGGUGAGAAAGCAGAUAUUUCCGUGAACAUGUAUGAAGAUAUCAACAUUAUCACUGGCGCGCUGAAACUGUACUUCAGGGACUUACCAAUUCCACUCAUUACGUACGAUGCCUACCCCAAGUUUAUAGAGUCUGCCAAAAUCAUGGAUCCCGACGAGCAAUUGGAAACCCUUCACGAAGCCCUGAAACUACUGCCGCCGGCUCACUGCGAAACCCUCCGCUACCUCAUGGCGCACCUGAAGAGAGUCACCCUGCACGAAAAGGAGAAUCUCAUGAAUGCAGAGAACCUUGGAAUCGUUUUUGGCCCAACCCUCAUGAGGUCUCCCGAGCUGGACGCAAUGGCCGCCUUGAAUGAUAUCCGGUAUCAGAGACUGGUGGUGGAGCUGCUGAUCAAAAAUGAAGACAUUUUAUUUUAAGCUUUUAAUUUGAGGGGAAAAGAGAUGCUUUACAGAUGAAGGAAUGUUUUACAGUAACUUAAUUGGCUCCUGUAGCUGAAUUGCUUCUUGGUUAGAGGUUGGGGCAUAUAACCAGAUGGAAAUGAAGGAACUUUCUGUUGUUUUCGUAGCACUGCUCAGCUGUCCUUGUAAAACAGUGAACACGCGCUUUCCAGUUCUAGUAAGCCUGGGUGUUUAUCAUGUCCAGAGAAACUCCAGCUAUUGCAUGAUUAGCCCCCUGUCUGGCAGCGAAACCCCAUGCCCAGGAAACAGCAAACCUGCACCUGCACGGCCUCUUCAUCCCGGGUAGCCUGUGGUCGUAACCCCGCAUGUUUCACACAGUAAGCCUAUCGUGACUGCGUCGGGGUCUGUGUCCUGGGUGUGUGAUGCUUGUACAAACAUGCACACACGAGUGGAGAGAACAGCACCUCUGCCUGUUGCAUUCCCGUAGACCAUGGCACAUGCCUUUUCACAAAGGUUCAUUUCUGGCUUCUCAUAGUUCUCCUCUACAUAGUACUAACUUAGUACUUUCUUUCUGGCAAAAGCAAAAUGUGUUUCAGACUUGUUAUCUUUAAUAAGUUAUCCCUACCAAUAAAAGAUGUACAACACAGAG
Molecule: messenger RNA, 2610 nt
Organism: Oryctolagus cuniculus (rabbit)
Lineage: Eukaryota; Metazoa; Chordata; Mammalia; Lagomorpha; Leporidae
Source: RefSeq, a predicted model, not a curated record